Messenger RNA from Psammomys obesus (fat sand rat), 1391 nucleotides. RefSeq names its product lysosomal protein transmembrane 4 alpha (gene Laptm4a). The coding region runs from base 159 to 860 and encodes 233 amino acids. Gene Ontology annotation, cellular component: lysosomal membrane. The transcript is spliced from 7 exons. Lineage: Eukaryota; Metazoa; Chordata; Mammalia; Rodentia; Muridae. The record is from RefSeq and is a predicted model, not a curated record.
GCGCAGGCGCACAGGAGUUGGCAGGGACCCUGAGGGAGGGCGGACCAGAAGACGCCUCUCUUGGCUUUGGACAGCGUCGUCGAGUCGUCUGGGUUCUAACGCUGGGCCGAAAGCUUUUGUCAGGGGCCUGGGCGAGAACGAGGCCCGCGAGGUUCCCGAUGGUGUCCAUGACUUUCAAGCGGAGCCGCAGCGACCGGUUCUACAGCACCCGGUGCUGCGGCUGUUGCCAUGUCCGCACCGGGACGAUCAUCCUGGGGACCUGGUACAUGGUGGUCAACCUAUUGAUGGCCAUUUUGCUGACUGUGGAGGUGACUCAUCCAAAUUCCAUGCCAGCUGUCAACAUUCAGUAUGAAGUCAUUGGUAACUACUAUUCAUCUGAGAGAAUGGCUGAUAAUGCCUGCGUUCUUUUUGCCGUCUCUGUUCUUAUGUUUAUAAUCAGUUCAAUGCUGGUUUAUGGAGCAAUUUCUUAUCAAGUGGGCUGGCUGAUUCCAUUCUUCUGCUACCGGCUUUUUGACUUCGUUCUCAGUUGUCUGGUGGCCAUCAGUUCUCUCACUUACUUGCCAAGAAUCAAAGAAUAUCUGGAUCAGUUACCUGAUUUCCCCUACAAAGAUGACCUCCUGGCAUUGGACUCCAGCUGCCUCCUGUUCAUUGUUCUUGUGUUCUUUGUGGCUUUCAUCAUUUUUAAGGCUUACCUAAUCAAUUGUGUUUGGAACUGCUACAAAUACAUCAACAACAGAAAUGUGCCAGAGAUUGCUGUGUACCCUGCCUUUGAAGCACCUCCACAGUACGUUUUGCCAACCUAUGAAAUGGCUGUGAAGAUGCCUGAGAAAGAGCCACCGCCUCCUUACCUGUCUGCCUGAGGACGGUCUGCCUUGUCAAUAAACCCUAUACCAGCUUCUUGUCUUGUUUAUUUUACAGAAAGCUGCAAUGCAGGGCUCUCAGACAUGUUUGAUAUAAAGUGCACUGUCUUGUCUGAGCAUUUAUUUUCAAACACUAAGGAGCUUUUGAACAUUUAUUAAAAACUUUUCGUUAAGUGUCACAUUUUAGGAACUUUUUGAAGACAAUCUAGGUUAAGCAAAAGCAAAGUGCCAUUGGUAGCCUUUACCUAAGGGGUGGGGGGGAAGGGUAGUCUCCAUAUUUUCUUUUUUAACUUUGCACUUUCUUUGUAUAACGGUUUGUGUUUUGGAUAUUGAUGCCCUGGAUAGUUUCCAGAGAAUGAUUACAUUGUUUAGGAUGAAUGAGUUGGGUGUAAGAUCUACAGUUUCCAGCUCUUUGAAACAGGAAAAACAAAUAACAUUUUGAUUUGACCAUGGGAGAUGAUGGUUGCAUGCUUCUAAUUUGUACAUUUCCAUCUUUGUGAUAAAAUGCUUUAAUAAACUUCUUAAAUUUUA